Mesoplodon densirostris (Blainville's beaked whale) is the source of this 1404-nucleotide messenger RNA. RefSeq names its product phospholipase C zeta 1 (gene PLCZ1). The record is from RefSeq and is a predicted model, not a curated record. Gene Ontology annotation, molecular function: phosphatidylinositol-4,5-bisphosphate phospholipase C activity. The transcript has 10 exons. Bases 1 to 1404 code for a protein of 467 amino acids. Lineage: Eukaryota; Metazoa; Chordata; Mammalia; Artiodactyla; Ziphiidae. Gene Ontology annotation, cellular component: nucleus. Gene Ontology annotation, biological process: positive regulation of cytosolic calcium ion concentration involved in egg activation; lipid metabolic process; intracellular signal transduction.
AUGUCAUUUGAAGGUUUUACAAGAUACAUGGAUUCGUCUGAAUGUCUACUAUUUAAUAAUAAUGCCCUUUUGAAAGGAUGCCGUUGUCUGGAAAUUGACUGCUGGGAUGGAUCACAAAAUGAACCUGUUGUAUACCAUGGUUAUACAUUCACCAGCAAGCUUCUGUUUAAAACUGUUAUCCGAGCAAUACACAAAUAUGCAUUCAUAACAUCUGACUACCCAGUGGUGCUCUCUUUAGAAAAUCACUGCUCCCCUUCCCAACAAGAAGUGAUGGCAGACAAUUUGCAGUCUACUUUUGGAGACGCCUUGCUUUCUGAUACGCUUGAUGAUUUUCCAGACAAAUUACCUUCACCAGAGGCAUUAAAAUUCAAGAUAUUAGUUAGAAACAAGAAAAUAGGAACUUUAAGGGAAACCCGUGAAAGGAAAGGUUCUGAUAAGCAUGGUCAGGUAGAGGAAUGUGAAGAAGAAGAGGAGGCAGAGCAAGAGGAGGAGGAAAAUGAGGCCAAAGGACCAGAACCAUUGGAUGCUUUUCAAGAUGAUUUGGAAAAGGAGGCAGCGUCAAAAAGGGCAGUCGGAAUUCCACUCUUCAAGAAAAAGUUAAAAAUAGCUACGGCCCUAUCUGAUCUUGUUAUUUAUACUAAAAUUGAGAAGUUCAGAAGUUUUCACCAUUCAAGACUGUAUCAACAAUUUAAUGAAAGUAACUCUAUUGGGGAGUCACAAGCCCGAAAACUUUCAAAGUUGAGAGCCAACGAAUUUAUUCUUCACACCACAAAGUUCAUUACCAGAAUAUAUCCCAAAGCAACAAGAGCAGACUCUUCUAAUUUUAAUCCUCAAGAAUUUUGGAAUGUAGGUUGUCAAAUGGUGGCCUUAAAUUUCCAGACCCCUGGUCUGCCUAUGGAUCUUCAAAAUGGGAAAUUUUUGGAUAAUGGUGGUUCUGGAUAUAUUUUGAAACCACACUUCCUAAGAGAUAGUCAAACAAAGUUUAAUCCAAAUAAAGCACUAAUGGACAGUAAUCCAAUCAUACUUAUGAUAAGGCUCAUCAGUGGGAUCCAGUUGCCUCCCAGUUAUCAUUCAUCAUCUAACAAAGCUGACACAUUAGUGACUGUAGAAAUUUUGGGAGUUCCAAAUGAUCAAAUGAAACAGCAGAGUCGUGUAAUUAAAAAAAAUGCUUUUAGUCCAAGAUGGAAUGAAGCAUUCACAUUUAUUAUUCAGGUGCCAGAAUUGGCAUUGAUACGUUUUGUUGUUGAAAAUCAAAGUUUAGUAGCUGGAAAUGAAUUUCUUGGGCAAUAUACUCUACCAGUUCUAUGCAUGAACAAAGGUUACCGUCGUGUUCCUCUGUUUUCCAAAAUUGGUGAGAGUCUUGAGGCUGCUUCCCUGUUUAUCUAUGUUUGGUAUGUCAGAUAG